Molecule: messenger RNA, 2445 nt
Organism: Coccomyxa subellipsoidea C-169
Lineage: Eukaryota; Viridiplantae; Chlorophyta; Trebouxiophyceae; Coccomyxaceae
Exons: 18
Coding region: 1-2445 (814 amino acids)
Biological process (GO): proteolysis
Molecular function (GO): serine-type endopeptidase activity
Source: RefSeq, a predicted model, not a curated record
AUGGUGGCAGGGAAAUUGGCAUCAGCGGCCCUGGGGCUGGCUACCGGCAUCCUCCUUCAACGCAGGAGUGGCACACAUAACGCAAAGAAAAUUCUGAAGGGCAAUUACAACCUGCUAAACCGCGAAGAAAAAAGGACAGUGUCUACCUUGCUGUCCCUUGGACAUGGACACGUCUUCAGAGCCUGGCCCCCACCAGGAGUAAAUGAUAGGCAGAAGAAGAUUCUCCUGCAAAAGGCUGCUGCAUACCUGACCACUGCUGGGCAGGACCUCGACGCAGCAAGGCUGCAGGUGCUGCAAGCUCCCAAGGUCCUCAAGCGGCCGAAGACCAUUAAGGCGCCCAAUGGCGAUGAGCGCGAGGAUCACUACUAUUGGCUGAGGGACGAUGACCGAGAGAACCCAGAUGUCUUGGAGCACCUCAAGGCUGAGACAGCGUAUGCCAAGCAAGUGCUGGCGGACACUGAGGGUCUCCAGGAGGAUCUGUACAAGGAGCUGCGGGGGAGGAUCCAGGAGGCCGACCAGAGCGUGCCCCUGAGGGAGGAUGGCUACUACUACUACACUCGCACUCUGGAUGGGCAGCAGUACGCUGUGCAUGCCAGGCGACGCGUGCCUGACACUGCUGGACCUCCAUCAGAGACGGAUGUGAUGGAUGAGUCACUGCCGGAGGAGAUCCUGCUGGAUGAGAAUGCAGAGGCGGAGAAGCACAGCUUCUACAUGGUGGGCAGCUUCGAGGUCAGCCCCGACCAGCAGCUCUUAGCCUGGGCAGAAGACACUGUCGGAGGCGAGAAGUACACCCUGCAUGUGAAGGAGAUUGCAACGGGCAAGCGCCUGCUCAAGGAGCCCAUACCGGACACUGCAGGCAACGUGGCAUGGGCCAAUGACAACAAGACGCUCUUCUAUGUCACCAAGGACAAGCUCGACCGCCCGUUCAAGAUCUGGAGGCACACGAUCGGCUCAGGAGAGGAGGAUGCUCUGGUUUACCAUGAGACGGACGACCAGUUCUACAUCGGCAUCGGCCUGACACGCAGCAAGAAGUUCCUCUACAUCAGCGCAGGCUCGGCAAUCACAUCGGAGAUGCGGAUACUGGACGCGGACGCACCGCGCGGUGACUGGCGGGUGGUGCUGCCGCGGGUCAGCGACGUGGAGUAUGACAUCAGCCACCGGGGAGACCACCUCUUUGUGCUGCUGCGCGACGCCGAGCGCCAGAACUCCGAGCUGCUCGUCGCCCCCCUGGCAGACCCCACCGCCACCAAGGUGCUGCUGCCCCACAGGAAGGAAGUCAAGCUCGAGUCUGUGCUGGCCUGCCACAACUAUGUGGUUGUUUUCCACCGCACCAACGGCCUCCAGGGCGCCACUGUGUACCCGCUCGGAGGAGGGGCGCCGACGGAGCUGAGCAACGGGCAGGACAUUGCCUUUGAGGAGGCAGCAUACGAGCUGGGCCCGGGCGGGCAGGGCGACUAUGAUAGCGAGGUGCUGCGGCUGGGCUACUCCUCCCUCUCCACACCCUACUCCACCAUCGACUACAACAUGGCCACUGGCAAACGGGCCACGAAGAAGGUGCAGCCGGUACUGGGCGGCUUCGACAGCAGUAACUAUCGCACAGAGCGGCUGUGGGCCACGGCGCCGGACGGAGUGCGCGUGCCGGUCUCCCUUGUCUACCACAAGCGCCUGGCCAAGCUGGAUGGCUCAGACCCCCUUCUGCUUGACGGAUACGGUUCAUAUGAGAUGUCGAAUGAUCCCGGCUUCAACCGCAACAUGCUGAGCCUGGUCGACCGCGGCUUCAUAUUUGCGAUAGCGCACAUCCGCGGCGGCGGCGACAUGGGCCGCGCCUGGUACGAGGAUGGCAAGUUCCUGAAGAAGAAGAACACCUUCACCGACUUUAUCGCCGUGGCAGAGCACCUCGUCGCCCACAAGUACACCAGCCCCUCCAAGCUCUGCAUCGAGGCACGCAUCACCUCUCUCCCUCUCUGCGCAUGCGGGCGAUCGGCUGGAGGCCUGACAAUGGGAGCGGUGGUGAACAUGCGGCCAGACCUGUUCAAUGCGGCCAUCUUUGGCGUGCCAUUCGUGGACUGCCUGACCACAAUGCUGGACGAGACCAUUCCCCUCACAGUCAUCGAGUACGAUGAGUGGGGCAACCCACAGAAGCCAGAGUUCUACGAGUACAUGAAGAGCUACUCGCCUGUUGACAACAUACGCAGGACAGACUACCCCAAUAUCCUCGUCACAGCAGGCCUUCAUGAUCCACGCGUCGGGUAUUGGGAGCCUGCCAAGUAUGUGGCAAAGCUGCGCGAGCACAAGACGGACCACAACAUGCUGAUCUUCAAGUGCGACAUGGGAGCGGGUCACUUUUCACAGAGCGGCCGAUUUGACCGCCUGAAGGACACAGCUCUGGAGAUGGCAUUCCUGCUGAAGUGCCAAGGCCUGUUAAACAGGGAAUCUGCAGCAUGA